Molecule: messenger RNA, 234 nt
Organism: Closterium sp. Naga37s-1
Lineage: Eukaryota; Viridiplantae; Streptophyta; Zygnematophyceae; Desmidiales; Closteriaceae
Source: the annotation of a GenBank genome assembly
AUGCAGAAAGACGCCAUUACAGUAGCGACCGAGGCAAUGGAGUCAAAAACAGCUUUGCAAGACAUUGCUCUCCACAUAAAGACGGCGUUCGAUGAUAAGCACUCGCCCGUGUGGCACUGCAUAGUUGGGAAGAACUUCGGGUCGUACGUGACGCAUGAGGAAAAGCAUUUCAUAUACUUCUUUCUCAAGGGCCAUGCGAUCCUGCUCUUCAAGGCUGGUUUCGCCAACACGUGA